This is a messenger RNA of Corticium candelabrum, 1653 nucleotides long. RefSeq names its product hemicentin-2-like. NCBI's taxonomy places the organism in Eukaryota, Metazoa, Porifera, Homoscleromorpha, Homosclerophorida, Plakinidae. The record is from RefSeq and is a predicted model, not a curated record. The transcript is spliced from 9 exons. Gene Ontology annotation, biological process: homophilic cell-cell adhesion. Bases 1 to 1386 code for a protein of 461 amino acids. Gene Ontology annotation, cellular component: plasma membrane.
AUGAAAUCAUCUGCGUGUUAUCCAGCUGUGUUCGCUGUUGAUCAUAGCAAAGCUCCCCGAAUCAUUGUCACGGCAGUGAAAUCGAUUAUCGUUGUAGCGAAAGGAUCGAAUGCGGUUCUUCGAGUGACUGUUUCACAAGCUUCACCUGAUAUUCCCAAUAAUGCUGCUAACAGAACAUGGUUUGGUCCUCUAACGGCAGUCAAAGCAAACGACAAAUUUCUGAUAUCGUCAGACCGCUACAAUCUAAUAAUCACAAACGUUGCCGAAAAAGACGCCGGAAUUUACACUUUUGUUGCUGCUAAUGUGGUCUUAACCAAAUCGGUUACAAUUCGUCUGAUGUUGAAAGGGCUACGGCUUACUGUUAAUGCAAUGCAAUCGACAGUUACCGCGUUGAAAGGAUAUAAUGCCAUUUUGAACGUGAUAGUAUCAAAAGUAUCACCUCACGUUCCUAACGAUCCUGUUAACAGAACGUGGGUUGGCCCAGCAGGCUUGAUUACAGAAAGCAGCAAAUUCUUCUUUUCGUCAGAUCGUUAUACACUUAUAAUUACAGAAAUUGACCAAAGCGACGUUGGAAAUUACAAUUUUACAGCUACAAAUGUCUUCGAAAGCAAAACAGCUACAAUUAGUCUUCUAAUAGCUGCUCGUCCUACUUUAACAGCUCUAAAGUCAAUUGUUGUUGUAACGCAAGGUUCUAAUGUUGUUCUUCAAGUGACAGUCGUAAAUGCGUCACCUGAUGUACCCAAUAAUGCUCUCAACAGAACAUGGUAUGGCCCUUCAGGGAUAAUUACACCAACCAGCAAGUACAGCUUCUCUUCAGAUCGUUAUAACUUAACAAUUACGACUGUUGACUCCACUGAUGUUGGAAUGUACACUUUUACAGCUGCCAAUGCUGUAGGAAGUGACACGCUAGGUUUUGAUUAUGGCAAUUUGUGUUUAAUUUGGACAGCUAAAGAAACAGACACAAGCAAUAGUGUCAUUGGAGUAUUAGCCGGAACAUUAGGAGUUUCGUUUUCCCUUUUUCUUUUACUCUUCUUCUGUAUGAGAAAACGGCGUAUGAAUGUACGACAGAGGCGCUCAGAAGUAGAAAUGCCAUCUCCCCCAAAAUCGUUAUCUGCAACUGAUACCACUUCACUACGGCUAAAACAACUGUCUGAAACCCAAGAGAAAUCAACUUUGGCUUCCAGCAGAAUUAAAGAAUCCCUUCGCAGUGAAGAUAUUUUGCAGCCAGAACCCGUAUAUGCUGCCAUACAAGAAGCUAACGAGAUAUUAGAAUCUGAAAAAGAAACGCUGACAGCAAAUGCAGCUUACUCCCAAACAAAACCUGCUCAAGAACAGCAAACAGAAGUAAACAAAACAGGUGUGACGUACGAAGAAUUUGCAUUCUGACUUGAAAUCGCGUUUGUGCAUCUUUCUGACUUAGGCUAUUACGUGAACGUGGUGAUUUAAACGUUUCAAAGAGAUUCGAUAGAUGGUUUGUUUCUCAAAAACAGACUGAGUCUUAACCGAAACGUUAUACAAGUAAAUUGUGAAAGGAAAGACUGGCAACGAAACAGCCUAAACCAAGUCUUUAAUGACACAAAGCAAAUAGACAUACUUUUGCUUUUAUGUCAGGUUUCGUCUUUGAGGUAAAAAUUGACUGCCAUUAACAUCUGU